Molecule: messenger RNA, 903 nt
Organism: Rana temporaria (common frog)
Lineage: Eukaryota; Metazoa; Chordata; Amphibia; Anura; Ranidae
Product: Fc receptor-like A
Exons: 4
Biological process (GO): cell surface receptor signaling pathway
Molecular function (GO): transmembrane signaling receptor activity
Source: RefSeq, a predicted model, not a curated record
UAUUACAUUUCAGAUAAUGUCAUCCUGCAGAGACCCCCAUCUGCCAUCUAUGAAGGAGACCCCCUGACUCUGAGAUGUCAUCAUUGGAGAUAUUAUGAUGCAACAAACACAAAAUUCUACAAGGAUGAUCAGGAGAUAAAAUCAUCAGAAUCUGACUCCACAUUCCAUAUUCCUAAUAUAAGGAGGAGUCAGUCUGGACUCUACAAAUGUACUCAACAAUUACACCAUUAUGAGAGAUCAAAUGUGGAAGAGCACUCAGAUGUCUCCUUUAUCUCUGUGAAAGAGCUCUUCUCUCCUCCAGAAAUAAAAGUGACCCCGUCCAGGGUAAUAGAAGGAGAUGAGAUGACGGUGAGAUGUGACACCAGACUGGAUCCUCUCAGAGGCGGCACAGAGCUGCACUUUGCCUUCUACAGAGAUGGACGGACUGUGCAGGGAUACAAUGUAUCUGAUACAUACAGAGUGCGGUCAUCUCAGCUGGAGGAUUCUGGGAAUUAUACCUGUGAAGUGAGGACGGCGCCUGACACUGUGAGGAAGAUGAGUGAUGGGAUCUAUAUCCAGAUACAUGAGCUCUUCUCUCCUCCACAAAUUAAGGAGCCCUCAUACAUUGUAACAGAACUAGAUGAGAUGACGGUGAGAUGUGACACCAGACUGGAUCCUCUCAGAGGCGGCACAGAGCUGCACUUUGCCUUUUACAGAGAUGGACGGGCUGUGCGGGGAUACGAUGUAUCUGAUAUAUACAGAGUGCGGUCAUCUCAGCUGGAGGAUUCUGGGAAUUAUACCUGUGAAGUGAGGACGACGUCUGACACUGUGAGGAAGAUGAGUGAUGGGCUCCAUAUCCAGAUACAAGAGCUCUCAGAAUGUGAGGAAGAUGAGUGAUGGGUUCAGAUAAUGCAGAUACAGGGU